AAAAAAGAGAAAAAGAAAAGGGCUCAAGGGGUCAAGAGCCAGCGGGCGCAUCGACCAAAACCCGGGGGCGGGGCUUAGUGAAACCAAGUUUUUGAGAAUUUUGCAAUGGCGAUGGAUGCUGGAUCAUCGUCCUCCCAAGAAAACCAAUCAUCUCCUUCCUAUCACCAUCAAUCUUCUUCACCAAAACCUCAAUCAUUGGAAGACUUAGCUAAGCCUUGGGCUGAAUACGCUGCUCAACAGGCGCUGCUAUACCAACGGGCUAUCGACCACUCUUUGGAGUCUGCCAUUGAAGUCUCCAAAUCUCGCCUUUCUCAGAUUCGUUCCACCUCUUUUCCUCAUUUUCAGAAGGCAGUUGAUUCCUUUUGGGAGGCGAAGUCCGAACUUGCUGCUUAUGAGAAUUUAGUAUUUGGAAAAAUUAGAGAUGGUAUUCUUGUUGCUGCAUCACAUCCACUGAUCAGUUGUGGAGUUGCAACUGGCAUGGGUUUCUUAGUCUUUAAAAAGCCCAGAAAUUUCUUAUACUACAAAACCAUUCGACUUUUCGUGAAUGAAGAGUCCUUACUUUCCAAAGCUGAUGCUAAAGUAAAAGAGUUGCGGCAGUCAAUUGAUCGGAUAAAGGUUGAAAGUGAGAGGCUGGAGAAAAGAACACUUCAAGCUGAAGAUGAAUUGAUACGAGGAAGAACAAAACUCAGGCAAGCAGGAAAACAAAUUGAAGGUGUGAUUCAGUCGGCUCAUAAAAUUGAAAGAAAGGCAAGAGGUUUAAAAGAUAUUCUUGCAGAUCUUCCCACUAGGGAAGCUUCACGAUUUAGGACUCAGGUAUCUAACCUUGCUUCUGAGGCAAAGAAGGAAAGAAUUGGGUUAAGCAAGGAGGUCUCAAAAAUAAGCAACUAUGGCAUCUCUGUCUGAUAAAUUCAAAUCAAACAUUUGACUCAGCCUCAACAAUAUUACUCCACCCCAGAAUUCACUUGAUAUGGUCUGAAACCACUACCUGCAUAUCCUUUCUCAUCAGUUGGUAGAAGGAUGAGUUCUUUUUCUUGUUUUUAAAGUGCUCGACCAAAAUAAGUUUUUAAGUUUUUCUGUUGAGUUACACCACUGAAAGGUGAAUCUGAUUGUUCAGUACAAUAAUUGUAGAUGCAAUAUCAAUAGAGUUGGUCCUUUCGAUAGAAUGGUAAUUCCUUCUAACAAAGUGUACUUGUUACAAGAAUUGUGAAUUCAGCGAGCAGUGCUCAUUCUGCAUUUACUUAAUACUACUUAUAGACCAAAUGGUAAUCGUGUUUGUUGAAAA
This is a messenger RNA of Cucumis sativus (cucumber), 1282 nucleotides long. RefSeq names its product RGS1-HXK1-interacting protein 1. Lineage: Eukaryota; Viridiplantae; Streptophyta; Magnoliopsida; Cucurbitales; Cucurbitaceae. The record is from RefSeq and is a predicted model, not a curated record. The transcript is spliced from 9 exons. The coding region runs from base 106 to 903 and encodes 265 amino acids.